AUGCGUGCCUCUCUCGACUCAAGCCUUCUUCUCAUCCUCGCCAAUGCUCUGACGGCAAAGGCACAGGCCCAGUCAUGCCCCGAUGUUCACAUCUUUGGCGCCCGUGAGACAUCCGUGGCACCUGGUUUUGGCUCAACUGGCGCACUGAUCGACAUGAUCAAGGCUGAUCACCCGGGGGCUACUUCAGAGGCCAUUGACUAUCCUGCUUGCGGCGGCCAGGCGUCUUGUGGCGGCGUUGAGUAUGGUGUUUCGGCCAAGCAAGGUACUGAGGCUGUUACCACUGCUGUCAACGAGCUCAAUAAGAGGUGUCCCAAUACCAAGAUUGUCAUGAUUGGUUACUCCCAAGGUGGUCAGAUCAUGGACAAUAACAUCUGUGGAGGACCAGACAGCGGGGCUUCAAUCUCUGCUUCUAAUGUUCCUCUCUCAGCAAGUGCAGUUGAACAAGUGAAGGCCGUCAUCAUGAUGGGCGAUCCCCGAUUCAUCCACGGUCUGGCUUAUGGAGUCGGGACCUGCGACGCUGGCGGCUUUGAUGCUCGACCCGAAGGUUUCGUCUGCCCCAACGCGGGCAAAAUCCAGAGCUACUGCGACUCUCAAGAUCCCUACUGCUGCAAUGGUAACGACGCUGCUCAUCAUCAGCAAUACGUGAAUAUCUACGGAAAGGAGGCCUUGAAAUUUGUCAACUCUAAGCUCUAG
This is a messenger RNA of Fusarium graminearum PH-1, 693 nucleotides long. Its product is annotated as acetylxylan esterase 2 precursor. Gene Ontology annotation, molecular function: hydrolase activity. NCBI's taxonomy places the organism in Eukaryota, Fungi, Ascomycota, Sordariomycetes, Hypocreales, Nectriaceae. Bases 1 to 693 code for a protein of 230 amino acids. The record is from RefSeq and is a predicted model, not a curated record. The transcript has 3 exons.